This is a messenger RNA of Brassica rapa (field mustard), 1752 nucleotides long. RefSeq names its product pollen-specific protein-like At4g18596. NCBI's taxonomy places the organism in Eukaryota, Viridiplantae, Streptophyta, Magnoliopsida, Brassicales, Brassicaceae. The record is from RefSeq and is a predicted model, not a curated record.
AGUUCAUGAGAAGCAAAGAUACAGACCAUUUGAAUUGUUCAUACCCUCUCUGUUUUAGAAUUGGGAAAAGCUUCAACACUGUCCACAACCACGUAUUCCUCAUCACUCAGCAUUUGUACACCUGCCAAAUUCAUCAAACACAUUAGACUGAAUUGACGAAGAAGAACUACAUAUAAAGAACAAACUAGUUACCAUCCGUUUCAGAUAAACUUGCAUUGCUCUCAUUGCCUUUCUCCAAAGAGGAGGGUUCAACAGCCUUUAAUGAUGAAUCAUCGUCAUCACUCUCUCCAUGUAUAAGAAAGUUGAGCUUAUGAACAUGUACUAAGGCUAUAAUCAUAAGAGUGAGUUAGUAAUAGUAUACGUACCAUCGAAAGAUGAAUAUCCAAUGAACCCGUCGUUAUAGAGAGCGUAGCUGUAGUAAACUGGCAGUUUCCUACGAGGUCGGAUCAAAUACGGUAAAGUAGUUCCUGCAAAAUAUCAAUCAAGAUGCGCAAAUGUUUCGGAUCAAAAACUCAGAACAUGAAACAGGAAGAAACAAAAGGAGAAAAGAAAAAGCCACGACGAGUGAGCUUAUCCGACAUGUCAUGGAGCUAAUAGUGGUUCGAUGUUUGCCAUGUCCUGACCAGGAACCAAGCUACCUUGAUUCAGAAUGGUACGUGCGUUAGAUUCUUUAAAAAAAAUUCUUGGAUAGCUAAUGGUUACAAUAAAAAUCAAUACGAACAUGGCAUCUAAUGUGUUUUUUUUUGUAAAUCCAACAACGUUCAAUAGUAAAACUAUAUUAAAUUCAAACAUAUCUGUGUCUUUCUAAUUUUAGGGGAAGAAUCAAAGAGAGAAAAGAGAGGGAGUCAAAGUAAUGACACAUUUGGAAACUAUAGGCUCUUAUUAGAAGAAGUUACAAACCCUCAUUAUUGUUUUUUUCAAGAAAAAAAUUAGUUAAUUAAACAAAUAAACGAUUUUAAUAAGCUAAAAAUAACACAUGGGUUGUGUUGUAUAAAACAUAACUCUGUGGCUCUUGUGAUUUAGUUGUCCUCUUCUCUAAAACAUUUUCAACAAAGAAAACGAUAAUAAGAGAGAAGAGGUAGUAAAAAAGAUCAGAAUCUUUACCAUUUUAAAAACAAAUGGCGACCAAAGCCAUCUUCUUCUUUGUCUCGGCCGUGUGCCUGUCCUCUCUCGCCGGCGUUGCCAACGCUGACGCCGAUGACUUUGACAGUUUCCAAAUCCAGGGUUCGGUUUACUGUGACACUUGCCGUGUCCAAUUCGUUACCCGCCUCAGCCAAUUCCUAGAAGGUGCGAAAGUGAAGCUAGAGUGCAGGAGUAGAACAAACGGAACUGUAACGUUGACUAAAGAAGCCGUGACGGACAAAUCAGGAAGCUACAAAAUGGAAGUCACCGGUGACCACGAGGAGGAAGUCUGCGAGCUCGUGCUCCUCCACUCACCGGACAGUGGUUGCAGUGACGUUAGCACAGAGGCUUACCUACGUAACGCCGCUAAGGUUAGUCUGACCGCGAACGACGGUAUCGUCUCACACGAGACACGUAUCGUUAACCCCCUUGGUUUCAUGGUUAAAACGCCGUUAGCUGAUUGUCCCGCCGCAUUUAAGGAGCUUGGAAUCGUCCCUGACGUCAUCUUCUGAAUAUGAUGACGACUUGUACCACUUCAAGAUCGUUAUUUAACUGUCAUCUAUUUUUGCUUUCUUGUAUACAAAAAACGUAAUUUGAUCAAAAUACAAAAAUGCGGCAAUUCUAUAUUUA